CAACCUCUGGAUCAAUGGCGUUUGUUGCUCCCUUCUCCUUCCCUCAGUGCUCUCCGUCCCCACCUCUUCUCUUCUGCUCUUCUCCUCUCCUCCCACUUCCCUUCUCCAAACCCUCCCAUUCCCUCCUCUCCAUUCGCCGAAGCCUUCCCACUCCCUCUGCCACCACACGAGACUCCAACUUCCACCCCGCUUCUCCCAAAAAACACCCCAAGUUCCAGCCUUUCCGGCCCCACGGCCUCGCCCUGACCUCCGACGACCGGAACCAUGAAGAGACUCCAACCACAUUGCUCCACGAAGAAGCAGAAACCAAGAAUUCACGAUCAGAUGUCUGCUCUGACAUGUCCUGUGCCUAUAAAACAGAGUACGAACACCAAAUGACCCUCGCCGAGCUCCUGGACAAGAGUGGAGUCCUGCCCGUGUCCGUUUACGGCAAUUUGGAUGUAUCGAUCACCGGAAUCCAGCAGGAUUCCAGAGAGAUCACUGCCGGGGACCUCUUUGUCUGCUGUGCCGGGUCGAAGACCGACGGCCACUUGUAUCUUUCCGAAGCCUGUGACCGAGGAGCUGCGGCGGUGUUGGCGGACAAAGAAAUCAAUAAAGAUGAGAUCUUGGAUCAUUGCAAGGCUCUUGUCAUAGUGGAAGACACCAAUUCUUUGCUCCCUGUUCUUGCUGCAUCCUUCUACGGGCAUCCUUCGAGGAGCCUCUCUGUAGUUGGGAUUACGGGAACAAAUGGCAAGACGACGACGGCCAGUUUGGUCAAGUCCAUCUUCGAGGCAGCUGGGUCGACGACUGGGAUGCUGGGCACCCUGGGGUACUUCCAUGGUGACAACAAAUUGGAAGCUCCCAACACAACCCCUGGUGCUGUAACAGUGCAGAGACUGAUGGCAGAGAUGGUGGGCAAUGGGACUAAUGCGCUUGUUAUGGAGGCCUCCUCUCAUGGGCUGGAGAUGGGAAGGUGCGAUGAAAUAGAAUUCGAUGUCGCAGUCUUUACAAACUUGACAAGAGACCACCUUGACUUCCAUGGGACUGAGGAGAAGUAUAGGGAGAGCAAGGGGAAGCUGUUUGCGAGGAUGGUCGAUCCCGGGAGGCAUCGGAAAGUUGUGAACAUAGAUGAUCCAAGUGCUUCUUACUUUAUAGCUCAAGGGAAUGCAGAUGUCCCUGUUGUGACCUUUGGAAUGGAGAAGAAGGAUGCUGAUGUGAAGCCUUUGACGUUGGAGCUUUCGUUGUUCGGGACACGGGUCAUGAUCGGCACGCCGCAGGGGAUACUGGAGAUUACUUCUGGGAUGGUGGGGAGGUACAAUGUCUAUAACAUUCUUGCAGCUGUUGCUGUAGGGAUUGCGGUGGGUGCACCAUUGGAGGACAUAGUGAAGGGCAUUGAAGGGGUCAAGGGUGUUCCAGGUAGGUGUGAGCUAGUUGAUGAGGGGCAGUCAUUUGCUGUGGUGGUGGACUAUGCUCACACCCCGGAUGCUUUGUCUCGACUUCUGGAUGCCAUGAGAGAGCUUGGUCCAAGGAGAAUUAUCACUGUCUUCGGAUGUGGUGGAGAAAGAGAUAAGGGGAAGAGACCUUUGAUGACAAAAAUUGCAUGCGACAAAAGCGAUGUGGUUAUUUUGACAUCUGAUAAUCCAAGGAACGAAGAUCCAUUGGAUAUCUUGGAUGACAUGUUGAUGGGAGUUGGAUGGACCAUGCAAGAUUAUUUACGACAUGGUGGAAUUUAUAGCUACCCAAUGCUUCCAAAUGGUCGCAGGCUUUUCGUCCAUGACAUCAGAAGAGUAGCCCUGCAAGCCGCCGCUGCCAUGGGAGAGGAAGGAGAUAUUAUUGUUGUUGCAGGUAAAGGCCAUGAAACGUAUCAAAUUGAAGGCGAUAAGAAGAAAUUUUUUGAUGAUAGGGAAGAGUGCAGAGAAGCAUUGCGUUAUGUACAUGAGCUGCGUCGAGCAGGGAUAGACAUUAGCGAACUCCCAUGGGGGUCCUCCUCUCUUUCAUCAUCAAACCUGUAAUGUGUUACUGAGGCAUUCGGCAUUGGUAUUUUCUUCAAAAGAGAUCGAAGUGAGCUUGUGCAGAUCAACACUAAUUAGAUUGGCUUGGUGCUCUUCUUGGUCCGCUGCGAAUGUCAAUUCUUACUGUAAACUAAUCUCUGUUCUGUAACUGCUAUAUUUAUCUACAGAUUACAAUAACGACAGCAACUCAAUCCUGUAUCGAUUUUUGUCUCAUAACUAAUUUGUCACUCCAAAUCUUUAUGUAGCAUUUGGUUGGAAACUGUCAAUCAAAAAGAGGAUAUGAUCCAUGAA
Molecule: messenger RNA, 2282 nt
Organism: Elaeis guineensis (African oil palm)
Lineage: Eukaryota; Viridiplantae; Streptophyta; Magnoliopsida; Arecales; Arecaceae
Product: UDP-N-acetylmuramoyl-L-alanyl-D-glutamate--2,6-diaminopimelate ligase MurE homolog, chloroplastic
Biological process (GO): biosynthetic process; cell division; regulation of cell shape
Cellular component (GO): cytoplasm
Molecular function (GO): acid-amino acid ligase activity; ATP binding
Source: RefSeq, a predicted model, not a curated record